This is a messenger RNA of Calypte anna (Anna's hummingbird), 2654 nucleotides long. RefSeq names its product fucosyltransferase 4 (gene FUT4). NCBI's taxonomy places the organism in Eukaryota, Metazoa, Chordata, Aves, Apodiformes, Trochilidae. Gene Ontology annotation, cellular component: membrane. The coding region runs from base 1 to 1074 and encodes 357 amino acids. The transcript has a single exon. The record is from RefSeq and is a predicted model, not a curated record. Gene Ontology annotation, molecular function: alpha-(1->3)-fucosyltransferase activity.
AUGGAGCUGGCCCCGCGCCGCUGCCCCGCCGGGCGGCCCCUGCGGCGCUGGCGCCGGCGGGCGCUGGCGGCCGGGCUGCUGGGAGCCGCCGCCGCCCUGGCCCUCUACGCCUGCCUGCCCGAGCCGGCGGCGGCCCCGCGGGUGGCGGCGGGAGGCCGGGGCGGCGGCGAGGUGGACGUUCUGCUGUGGUGGGAGCCCUUCGGCCGCCCCCGGCGCAUGGCGGACUGCCGGCGGCGCUACAACAUCACGGGCUGCCGCCUCAGCGCCGACCGCAGCCGGUACGGGCAGGCGCAGGCCGUGCUCUUCCACCACCGCGAUCUGGCCCUGCACGGCCCCGAGGGGCUGCCCCGCGGGCCCCCGCCGCGGCCCCCGCGGCAGCUCUGGGUGUGGAUGAACUUCGAGUCGCCGUCGCACUCGCCCGGUCUGCGGGGACUGGCCGGCAUCUUCAACUGGACCAUGUCCUACCGGCGGGACUCGGACGUCUUCGUGCCCUACGGGUACCUCUAUGCCCCGCCGGUGCCCCGGCCCUUCGUCCUGCCCCGCAAGACGCGGCUGGUGGCCUGGGUCAUCAGCAACUGGAACGAGGAGCACGCCCGGGUGCGGUACUACCGCCAGCUGAAGGAGCACCUCGCCAUCGACGUAUACGGGGCACAGGGGCUGGCGCUGGCCGAGGGCGGUGUGGUGGAAACCAUCUCGGCCUACAAGUUCUACUUGGCUUUUGAGAACUCCCAGCACACCGACUACAUCACGGAGAAGCUCUGGAGAAACGCCUUCGCUGCCAGCGCCGUGCCCGUCGUGCUCGGCCCUCGUAGGGCCAACUACGAGCGCUUCAUCCCCGCCGACUCCUUCAUCCACGUCGACGACUUCCCCAGCCCUCGGCUGCUGGCCACCUACCUGAAGUUCCUUGAUAAAAGCAAACCCAACUACAGGAGGUAUUUUGCUUGGAGGAAGAAGUAUGAGGUCCACGUCACUUCGUUCUGGGACGAGCAUUUGUGCAAGGUUUGCGAGGCUGUCAGGGCAGCCGGGAAUCAAGUCAAGAGUGUACGAAAUCUGGCCAGCUGGUUUGAAAGCUGAUGUUCCCGGAGGCUUUCCUGACCAGGCUGUGCCAGCAGCAGACUGUGCCAAGCAUCGGGAAGGAUGAGCCUUGCAAAGAGGUGGAACACAGAAGGCUGUGUCACCAGAGAAGCACACAGGUACAGGUACACAAGCUGUGGAAAGCCUACAAAAGGAAGCUUUUUAUUAAAGUACAAAAUUAUGAAAGUGCAAAGAGACAUAAGGCAAGAAGAUUCUUCAAGAGCAAAGUUAAAUUCCCAGAAGCUGUACAGAUCUGAAAAUUUUACAGUUAUGCUUAGCUUGAUAUAAAUAACCAAUGCCAAGUUCUUCAGCCCUACAGCUGGAACCCAUUUUGUCAGCUUUGACAGCUUCCUGGACCGUGAAACUUUCUUCUGCUUGCAGGGGAUGCAUGAUCAGUGCUGGCUUUCUGUGCUCUGAAGACAAAAGCAAACGUUUUAUAACAGUGCUUAUUCUGAUGUGUGUGAAAGCUAUUUGCAGAAAAACUCUGAGCCGCAAGUGUUGAAUGUAAGAAUGUAGUGAUACAGUAGCACUUUUAAAGCAAUGUUUGAAAUUGCAGCAGCCAACUAACAAAGCUUUGAGCCAAAUAAUAAUUCCAUGUAGGAAAAAUGUAUGGAGGGGACUGGAUCCAAUCGGAACAAACAGCUGAUACAGAGUAUUUAUUCCACUGCCUACCAGCACCACAGUCACAUUUAUCCUUUAUGGAAGUGGAGAAUAGCUUUAAGUACAGGGAAGACUAGUAAAAAGAGUUGAAAAAUUUCCACCCUCCUUUUUUUCAGGAAUUAGAAAAUGUUUACAGGUAUCAGCAUGUUUUUCUCUGCAAAAUUAUUGUCAUAUAGGAAAAAGCAGAGAAAAGCUCAGAACUACAGGGUUUUUAUAAUUUCAUUGACUAUGUAUGAAGAAAGGCUAACUUAUAUCUCUGCUAUCAUUAGAUUGUCCUGUUGUGUAGUGAUUGUUUUGGUUAAUGGCACACAUUUUUAAAAAAUCUGCUGGGUGACAAUCUGCUCACAAUGUCAGUUUGCAGUUCAUGAAAUAAUAGUUAAAUAAACAAACAAAAAAGCCCCUGAAACUCAAGUCCCAAAUCACUGCCUUUCAAAAAGAAAAUUAGGAUAGAGAAUAAGAUCUAGAUUGUUGGUAAAAUACAGAUUGUGUGAGGAAGUAUUAUAAAAAGGGAGAGAUUUGGUUUUCCUUGGUUUUGAGUUUUUUCCAGCUCAUUUCUUUUUAAUCAAUAAAUUAGUUCCUAAGAUAAAAUUUUCUUCUUUAAGUGCCAACUGGGAACAUGUACGAUAGUUUCUUCAUUUCAGACUCAGCCGUUUUGCAGGAAUAAGAUCUUCGCGGUAGUCAAUGUGUGGUUAUUUCUUGGUUACUUGUAUCUAGUAUGGCUAAAUCCAGAAAGAAACUUCAGUUGCAAUUACUCAUCCUCAGGAAGCUGAGUCCUCUCUGCCUUUGGCAACUGUAAUACUUGGUGGCAAAAAAGCUAUAACCAGCCAGGGUCCUGCACAAAUGAUUAAGGGAUUGAUCCAGAUUCCACCUCAGGGGCUGGAUAAUCUAUGGAAAUAUGCAGAGAAUUCACUUGAAAUAGA